AAAUCUUCAUUUGUUUCUGAAGUGAUUGUUUAAAUCAAAUCAAUGUAGUCUAUUGAUCAUAGUGUUUCAACGAUGCAUCUGUUUCGUAUGGAUUUCUUUCUCGAAGUCGCACUGUGCAUAGUAUUGUGCUGUGUGAAAACACAGCAGGAAGUACUCAUCGAAGAAUCGUCAUCCAUUGAGACAUUACACGCUGGCGUAGGAUCUUCGGUGGAGCUGCCUUGUGACGUCACUCCUACCCUCCCCAACGACAGCAUGGGUCUCGUCAUCUGGUACAAGCAAGGGCAUGACACGCCGAUAUACACAUAUGACAAGCGGGAGGGGGUGACGUCACACUGGUCGGAUCCCUCGACGCUGUCCACGCGAGCCACUUUCCGCACCAACACGGAGCCGGCUGUCCUAUUACUUACCAAACUAAGAGCUGAAGAUGAUGGACAGUACAGAUGUCGAGUUGACUUCAUCAGAUCACCGACAAAGAACACCAGGCUGAAUCUUACGAUACUUAUACCUCCCGACCGACUGUUGGUCCUUGAUCAGGAAGGUGAUGAGAUCAAGGGUGGCUUGAUCGGCCCCUACGAUGAGGGCUCUGACGUCAAUAUCACCUGUGUUGCUGUGGGAGGUCGUCCACCAGCACGCGUUUCCUGGUGGAAGUCGCACGCGCUGCUCGCGAACUCGGAGGCGCGCGCCAGCGUCUCCUUCACACUGCAACGAGCCGACUACGGCUCUGAAGUCACCUGUCAGGCCGUCACGGAUCCCUCCCUAACGCCGCUCUCGGAGACAUUGACGAUCAACGUAAAUCUUCGUCCGCUAUGGGUGAGGUUGUUAGGGGGUAAGCGUCCCCUAGUAGCUGGACGGCGAGCAGAGCUGGUGUGUCAAGCGGUCGGUGCGCGACCGCCACCGAACAUAUCUUGGUGGAAAGGUGGCAUCAGGCUCACCACUGUUAAAGGAACUACGUCUUCAGACGGAAACGUUACAAGCAGCACAUUGACCUUCUUGCCCAGUGUAGAGGAUGCAGGAAGGGUGAUCUCCUGCAGAGCCACACAGCCUGGACAACCACGUUCUGUUAGAGAGGACGGCUUCCAACUGGAAAUACAACAUUUGCCAGUGGUCAAGUUAGUGCUUGGAGCAAAUUUGGACGCUUCUAAAAUGGUGGAAGGUUCCGACGUUUACUUGGAUUGCAUGGUGCGUGCCAACCCGUGGCAUACGCAAGUUUUUUUUACGCACAACGGCCAGACUGUACGCGGUGGUGUCGGCGUGGUGGUCGCCAACCAGAGCCUCGUGCUGCAGCGCGUGUCGCGCCGCGCUGCCGGCGCGUACGUGUGCGCGGCACGGAACGCACUGGGGGAGGGAGCCAGCAAGCCACUCGUGCUGGAUGUCAAGUAUAGCCCUAAAUGUAAGUCAGACAAAAUGGUGACGAUACGAGCAGCCCGCGGAGAGACUGUGGACAUCAUCUGCGAUCUUGAUGCUAACCCUAGAGAGCCCAUAACAUAUAAGUGGUGGUUUAACAGCACGACACAUUCGAAACGUGAACUCAAUACAUUCAGCGCACAAGAACAAGGCAGCCUUGGUAGAUACUUAUACAUGGUGAACACUUCGAUUGACUAUGGAUGGGUACAAUGUGCCGGCAUCAACUCAGUGGGUCGACAGGAAACGACUUGCUUGUUCCACAUCAUACCAGCAGAAAAACCUUCUCCAGUGAAAAACUGUGCUAUUGGUAACGUAACGCACGAGUCAUUGGUACUCAUAUGUGAGUCUGGACAUGAUGGCGGGCUGAAGCAAGACUUCCUCCUUCAGGUGUUUGACAUGGCGACAGGCUCCCUACUACGUAACAUGAGCAGCGAAGAACCGCAAUUUGCGGUUUGGGGUCUUUCCAGCGACGUAGACAUGUCCGUACGAGCGUACAAUAGCAAGGGGCCUAGUGAGCCCUUUACACUCUCAUCGAGCUUGCUGAAACACCCACAGCGACAAACUGCUACUUUACCAGUUCGCGUGGAAUUAACGACUAUUUUAGUCACGGUGCUGUGCACUGUAGCCGGUGUCGCAGCCAUCACAGCUGUCUCAGCUUUCGUCUUCUGCUGGAAAUACUGCAACAAGAAUAAUGAUGAAAAUGAAAAGAAAAGACGAAAACAAGAGUCAAUACUGGACACACCGCUUACGGAUUCGAAGGAAUGUGAGAGUGUUGAUAGUUUGGAUAAAAAUCCAGAUAUUAUACCAAUAGAGAGUAAAAUAAACGAUAAUUGUUCUACGAAAUCAUCAGCCACAGAUUAUAGCGCAAUAAGGCCUUUACUUUCAAAGACUGAGAAAGAUACUGAAAAAUUUGACAUUAUCUAUGAUCGUCAUUACGAGCUCAACGAAACUUGCGGCCAAUACGUCCAAGUGCGUCCAAUGGACUUCCGAGGCCAGUACCAUGGCUUACACAUGCCCAACAUCAGCCCAAGUACACACAGCUUCCGACCAACAUUGGGUACGUUGCCAAACGUUGGUAACGAAUGCCAUGCGCCGUGUGAUAAAGUUUACGAAAACUGGUUAAAAUAUAAGAACUCUUUACCAUUAAACACGAGUGGCUUGCUACCAAUGGAGCAGUGUAUGCCCGUAGAACCUUAUCCACCAGCGUUUUACGGUUCUAUCACCAGAAACCCUUUGUGUUCAUGGCAGAAAUCUGAACUAGAGCCCCUUAGCUCGGAGUCUCGCUCGGUCACGACAAACUAUCGCGGGGCAUCGCCCCCAGUACGGGUCAACGCGGACAGCAAUACCGCUUACUUCAGCAAGAGUUUUCUACCACGGAAUACCGGAAGCUGCACACAAUUAAAUAUGAAUCUACCGGCAAUGAGGUCUGAAGUUAGCAACGUUAAAAUUAUAGCUAGUGAUUCGGAAUGCAGAUGAGAAAGUGAAGAUUGCUUAAAGACAAAGUUUUAAGGAAUUCAAAUCGACUUUGUGAACGAUUCUACGUGAUUUUUUAGUGAUUUAAGUGAUGGGGCUGAUAUUUUAUAUUAAU
This is a messenger RNA of Nymphalis io (European peacock), 2992 nucleotides long. RefSeq names its product nephrin-like. Lineage: Eukaryota; Metazoa; Arthropoda; Insecta; Lepidoptera; Nymphalidae. The record is from RefSeq and is a predicted model, not a curated record. Gene Ontology annotation, molecular function: protein binding. Bases 73 to 2880 code for a protein of 935 amino acids. The transcript is spliced from 22 exons.